Molecule: messenger RNA, 3801 nt
Organism: Ornithorhynchus anatinus (platypus)
Lineage: Eukaryota; Metazoa; Chordata; Mammalia; Monotremata; Ornithorhynchidae
Gene: SKIDA1
Product: SKI/DACH domain containing 1
Exons: 3
Coding region: 3-2474 (823 amino acids)
Source: RefSeq, a predicted model, not a curated record
CUAUGCAGAAUCUGGCGGAGGAUUUACACAUAGACACAUAUAUGCGUCUCCUAUUUAUACUCGCCGCCAAUGGUGGGAGUGAUUUAGUGCCCGAGAUGGGGGACUUGAAGUCGGGUUUUGAAGAGGUGGAUGGCGUGCGCCUCGGGUACCUCGUCAUUAAAGGAAAGCCCAUGUUUGCCCUCUCCCAGGUGUUCACCGACCUGCUGAAGAACAUCCCGCGGACCACGGUGCACAAGCGCAUGGACCACCUCCGGGUGAAGAAGCACCACUGCGACCUGGCGGAGCUGCGGCGGCUCAAGGCCAUCCACAGCAUCGCCUUCCACGCGGCCAAGUGCACGCUCAUCUCCCGCGAGGACGUGGAGGCUCUGUACGCCUCGUGCAAGACGGAGCGGGUCCUCCGGGCCCGCCGGAGGAAAGGGGGCCGCGCCUCCGUCUUCAGCCCCUUCCCCGAGGCCGCCCGCCCGCCGGGCAAGUCCCCGCUAGACUACGAGCCGGCCGCCCCCGCCCCCGCGGGCUACGCCACCCUGCGCCGGGACCCCCCCGCCGCCCCGCCCGGACCCCGCCGGGCCCCCGGACCCCGCCCGGCGCCGCCUACGCCCGGGCCCGCCGCGGCGGCGGCGGCGGCCGUGGCCGGGGCGACCUGCCUGGAACGGUUCCAUCUGGCGGCCGGGGGCUUCUGCCCGCCCCCGCACCGGGCCCGGACCCCCCGGCCAAGGCCCCGCCGGCCCCGGCCCGCGCCGCCGCAGCCCCGCCGCCCGCAGCAGCAGCAGCAGCAGCAGAGGAGGCAGCAGCAGAGGGCACAUCUGGCCGGCUUCCCCGAGAGUUACAGCAGCGACUCCGAGUCCAGCUCCUACUCGGACCACGCGGCCAACGACUCGGACUUCGGCUCCAGCCUGUCCAGCACCAGCAACUCCGUGUCCUCCGAGGAGGAGGACGACGAAGAAGACGAGGAGGAGGAGGAAGACAGUGGGGGGUCGGACUCCAGCGAGGCCAGCUCGGACGACGAGGAGGACGACGACGACGACGACGAGGAGGACGACGAGGACGAGGACGAGGAAGACACGUCCUCCGACUCGGACUCCAGCUCCGGCUCCAGCCAGGUCUCGGUGCAGAGCAUCCGUUUCAGGCGCACCAGCUUCUGCCAGCCCCCCGGCGUGCAGGCGCAGGCCAGCCUCCUCUACCGCCUGGCCACCGCCGCCGCCGUCGUCGCCGCCCCCAAGCCCGCCGCCUUCGAGGAGGCCGCCGGGCUGGCCGACCUCAAAAGCGGGGUCAAAGCCGAGUCGCCCGAGGAGUGGAGCUACCCCAUCUGGGCCCCCAGGACACCUCCCGGCUGCUGCCCCGCCAGCCUUGGAAGUUGUUUUGCGGAGAUAAGGAACGAUAGGGUAUCCGAGAUCACAUUCCCACACUCCGAAAUUCCCAAUAAUGUAAAGAGAACUGACCUGACAAUUAACUGCGUGGCAGAGGGGGCCUCUUCACCUAGCCCAAAGACAAACAAUGCAUUUCCACAACAAAGAAUACUCAGAGAGGCCAGGAAAUGCCUGCAAGCAACUACUACACACUGUGCAGAUAACAAUACAAUAGCUGCUAGGUUCUUAAAUAAUGAUUCUUCGGCGGCAGCAGCAAAUUCAGAAAAAGGUUCCAAAAUCCUUCAUUGUAUUGAAUUUGCCACGGAUUUGCCCUCAUUACAAACUGAGCCUGAGAUGGACCCCGCUGCUGCAGCUGAUCCAGGAGUAGCAGCAGCAGCAGAGAAUCAGGGAUGGCCCUUUCCGCACAAUAUUAAAAUCAAAGUAGAGGAUAGUAGCACUAAUGAAGAAUAUGAACCUGACCUUGUUAAACAUAAGCUAAAAUGCGAGUGCAAUGAUACAAAGGGUGAAUUUUACCAUGUGGCUGAGAGUAAGGAGGAGGAGGAAGAGGAGGAGGAGGAGGAAAAGGACGCUUUGUUAACAGCCAAGGAAGAUUUUGCAUGCACUGAAAAAGAAACCACUUCCUUAAACCCACUGACUCAGAGUCAGGGCCUUUCAUGCACUUUAGGUUCUCCAAAGCCUGAGGACGGGGAAUAUAAAUUUGGUGCGAGGGUGAGAAAAAAUUACAGGACACUGGUGCUGGGAAAACGACCUGUACUACAGCCUCCUCCAGUCAAACCAAAUUUGAAAUCAGCUAGAAGCCCACGUCCUACAGGUAAAACUGAGACACAUGAAGGAACACUGGAUGAUUUUACAGUUACCAAUAGACGCAAAAGGGUAGCCAGCAAUGUAGCAUCAGCAGUGAAAAGGCCAUUUAAUUUCAUGGCAAAUUUUCCCUGUCCACCGUCACUAAUUAUUGGCAAUGAUGGGGAUUUCUUGCCGGCUUAUUCCUUAAAUACCACUAAGGAUUCCCAAACUCCUCACAAGGCCCAUCCUAUAUGGAAAUGGCAGCUGGGCGGUUCUGCAAUACCUCUUCCACCUAGUCACAAAUUCAGGAAAUUUAAUUCAUAACGUUAUUUUGGGAGAUAUUUUCUUGAGACAUAUUACCUUCCGUACAUUGUAAACUGCACAAGAUGGUUUGUACAAGCCCAUUAAUGCAUUACCCUCGUUUUGGAGCCCUGGUUUAUCACAUUAUGAAGACAGAAAUCGGAUUACUAUUUUCUUCUUUCAUUGCAGUUUUUUGGUGUCUUUUUUUUUUUCCUUUUUCUUCUUCUUUUUGAGUUGGGGUAAGGGUUGGUUUACAUUCCACAGACUACUUCAGGCUAAAGACUCAAGUGAAACUCAGUUAUUACGAUAGAGCUGGAACACUUUACUGUUUCAAUGCUAAUAAUGCACCCGGUACCUCAAUUCAACUGCUACAAAUAAAUGUCAAAAGGUUGAAUAAUAAAUAUUACAAUGAGCCAUUAAGUUUAUGCACUAGAUUUCAAACAUGGAAGUGUAACUGUUAAUUCAGCGAAAGUUUGUUAAGUUACAUGGUUGCACAGUGAGGAAUCACGAGGGUUCUGUGGUGGCAGGCUACUUUUCUGGAGCUUUGUGUUCGGUUGUAGGGUAUCUUCCCCCCUCCCCCCCUCCCCCCCAAGAGCAGUUGCACUUACUAUUUUUUCUAUGGAUUGGAAUGGUUGGGGUUGGAGACCUCUUGGAAAACUGGUGAAAGCUGCCUCAUCUAAACCAAGUAAAAUAAAUAUGGAAUUGUAUUUUUGGUAAAGGGUGUCUUUUUACUUGUACAGCCACCACUUAACCAUCGGAAAAGUCUUUUUUGUUUGUUGUUUAUUUUCACCCAAAGGUCUUAAAUAAGGUUACUGUUGCCCACUAAUGUCAUGCUUUGGUUAUGGCCUGAACAUGUCCCUUAGAAACUUGCAAAGCAACUAAAAUCCUUCCCUGACUAGCAGGAUGGUUUAUGUUCCUGACUCUUCACAGUAGAUAGAGGAAAUAGCAAAGUAAGAAAUAUAACCCCGAAAAGUAAAACGAGGGGCCCAGAGUGGCACCGAUACCCCAAACCAGACUCCCCAUGUCGUUCAGGUGGUUUUUCUGGUACCAGAACUCAGGCAUUUGAAUUGUGUUACUUUUUACUGUUUUCUGCAUCUCUCUAAAACUUCAGUAACAUCCUGUGUAGGUAACAGGAACAUUUCCACUGCACGUGACAAUCAGAGGUGAUUAUCUAUAUUUGCACUUACUAUCGAAGUAGUCGAACAUGCAGACGGCUAGGGCCUGGCCCUUCGUAAAGGCCAUGCUGGUGUAAUAUGUUGUGAUGUUGGAAGCAGUAAAUCAAAAUUAUGGAAAUUUGCACUGUUGAAAAGCAUGCUUUAGCUUUAUUUUCAAUUAAAAACACUGUUUAAAA